Molecule: messenger RNA, 351 nt
Organism: Tetrahymena thermophila SB210
Lineage: Eukaryota; Ciliophora; Oligohymenophorea; Hymenostomatida; Tetrahymenidae
Exons: 1
Source: RefSeq, a predicted model, not a curated record
AUGAAUGCUAAAUACCUUGAGUAUAAUAACUCAUUUGCACAUAAUUCGAUUUCAAAAUGGAAAACUAAAUAUUUAACACACAAAUAAAUGGAAAAUUUAAAAAACGAACAUAAAACAAGAUGUCAAAAAACAUUUGUUUUUAUUGAAGAAGAAAUUUUGUAAAUAUAUUGUAAAAUUAUGAGGGAAUAGAAAUUAACAAUUAAUGGAAAACUAAUAACAGAAAUUUUCAUCGAAAUCCAUAGUUUUAGAGUAGAAAAAAAAAAAUAAUUUUCAAAAUUAUCACUUAAUAUCUUAAAUCAAAGCAAAGAUGAUGAUAUAAAAAAUCACUUUGAUGUUGAAAUCUUAAUUUGA